Messenger RNA from Oncorhynchus nerka (sockeye salmon), 1101 nucleotides. RefSeq names its product neurexophilin-2-like. Bases 1 to 948 code for a protein of 315 amino acids. The transcript has 3 exons. The record is from RefSeq and is a predicted model, not a curated record. Gene Ontology annotation, molecular function: signaling receptor binding. NCBI's taxonomy places the organism in Eukaryota, Metazoa, Chordata, Actinopteri, Salmoniformes, Salmonidae.
AUGGACACCAAGGAACUUGAAGCUCUCAACCUGCUCCACUGCAUCGAUAAGAAUGGGGCAGUUAAGUGCAACUGGGUCCUAGACUUUCUGACGGGCCGCCCCCAGGUGGUGAGGGUGGGAAACAACAUCUCCACCCCGCUGAUCUUGAAACACUGGGCCCCCACAAGGGUGUGGUGCAGGAAGGUCCAGCUGCAGUUCCCAGAGACAGAGCUGAUAGAGUGGGAGGAGGGGGACCAUGAGGAGAAGUUCUCCCCCAGUGGAGCCGGUGCCAGUCCCAGAGUCCUCAACCCCCUGAGGCUGUUCGCUAGGGGGGUUCCUGGAGCUGUCGGGCCCCCCAGCCUUAAACACAACCCCAUCAGGGACAUGACAUACCUAGAGAACAUGGAGGACUUCUGGGAUUGGUUAUCCAACCAGACAGAUGUUCAGGCCAGCCAGGUCAGAGCCAAGCGACGACCCAUCGUCAAGACAGGCAAGUUCAAGAAGAUGUUUGGCUGGGGAGACUUCCACUCCAACAUUAAGACUGUCAAGCUUAACCUGUUGAUCACCGGGAAGAUCGUGGACCACGGUAACGGAACGUUCAGUGUCUACUUCCGCCAUAACUCCACUGGCCUGGGGAACGUGUCGGUGAGUCUGGUGCCGCCGUCUAAAGUGGUGGAGUUUGAGAUGGCUCAGCAGUCCACACUGGAGACAAAAGACUCUAAAGCUUUCAACUGUCGUAUCGAGUAUGAGAAGACGGACCGCAACAAGAAGACGGCUCUGUGCAGCUUCGACUCCUCCAAGGUGUGUUACCAGGAACAGACACAGAGCCACGUCUCCUGGCUCUGCUCCAAGCCCUUUAAAGUAAUCUGCAUCUACAUCGCCUUCUACAGCGUGGACUACAAACUGGUGCAGAAGGUCUGCCCGGACUACAACUACCAUAGUGACACUCCCUACUCUUCCACUGGCUGAAGGUCUGCCCUGGUCUACAACUACCAUAAUGACACUCCCUACUCCUCCACUGGCUGAAGGUCUGCGAGACUACAACUACCAUAAUGACACUCCCUACUGCUCCACUGGCUGAAGGUCUGCCGGACUACAACUACCAUAAUGACACUCCCUACU